AUGUUUCGAAGAACCCCGCUCGUGAAGCGGGCAUUAACUAGUUUAAGAAAUUAUUCCCUGAAACCAACAACUCCAAAUUCAUUCAAUGUUUUAUCAACUUCAUUGAUCUUCGUGGGUGGAUCUGCAUUAGGAGGGUAUGCAAGUUAUAAAUAUUUCCAAUCCAAACCUCAAUUGCCACCAAUUUCACCUCCAGCAUCAUCAUCACCACCAUCCAUAUCAUUAGGAUCUACACUUCCAUUAGAUCAAUUAGAGUCACCUCAAUACGCCAAUGAAGCAGAAAUUGAAUUGGCUAUUCAAGAAAUCAGACAAAUAUUCUAUAAAUCAACUCCAACUAUAGAGGAUGAAACCAUUCUUAUCAAUAAUUCUCGUGAACAGCUUGAUUCUCAUGCUGAUACUUAUUUCAAUUCUCAUCAUGCCUCUAAAUCAGAAAGAUCUCAAUACGUGGUUUAUCCUCGUCUGACGCAAGAAGUAUCAGAUAUCAUGAAAGUUUGUCAUAAAUAUCGUGUCCCAGUAGUACCAACUACAGGAAGAUCUUCAUUAGAAGGACAUUUCAUUCCAACUCGGGGUGGUAUUGUAAUUGAUAUUUCCAGUAUGGAUCAAGUGGUUAAAUUAAACACUACAGAUUUGGAUAUCACUGUUCAAGGUGGGAUGGGAUUUGAAGCCUUGGGUGAUUAUCUUGAAGAAUAUAAUCUUUUAUUUGGACCUGAUCCUGGACCUGGUGCUGGUAUAUCAGGUAUAGUCGGUACAAAUGCUUCUGGAACAAAUGCAUCUCGUUAUGGAGAAACUUAUAAAAAUAUUCUUAAUCUUACUGUGGUGUUAGCAGAUGGUACCAUCAUUAAAACCAAACAACGUCCUAGAAAAUCAAGUGCUGGUUAUAACUUAAAUUCAUUAUUCGUGGGAAGUGAAGGUACUUUAGGUAUAGUUACCGAAGCUACUUUAAGAUUACAUGUUAGACCAGUAUUGGAAUCAGUAGUAGUUGUGCCUUUUCCUAGCAUUGCUGAUGCUGCAAAUGCCGUCAAUGCAAUCUUAUUAAAGGGAAUCACUUUAAAUGCAAUUGAAUUAUUAGAUGAUGAAAUGAUGAAAGUAAUUAAUAUCACUAAUGAAACCACUAAAAAAUGGCUGGAAUCUCCUACUUUAUUUUUAAAACUUGGUGGAUCAAACGAAGUAGUAUUAGAUUCGUUAAUUGAUCAAAUUAAAACAAUUGCUACUGAAAAUAGUAGUAAGGAUUUCCAAUUUGCUUCGAGUGAUGAUGAAAAAACCGAACUUUGGUCAGCUAGAAAAGUAGCAUUAUGGUCUACUAUAAACCAUGGGAAAGAAUUAGACGAUUCAAUGCAAUUAUGGACUACUGAUGCAGCAGUGCCUAUAUCAUAUUUACCUCGAUUUUUAACCGAAACGAAAUCAGACAUUAAUAAUCAUGGAUUGAAAAACACCUUAGUGGCACAUAUUGGAGAUGGUAAUGCUCAUAGUUUCAUCUUAUAUACUGAAGGCCAAAGAGACAUUGCUCAAAAAGUGGUAGAAAAUAUGGUUCAAAGAGCCAUUAAAUUCGAAGGUACAUGUACUGGUGAACAUGGGAUUGGAUUCGGUAAACGUGAUUUCUUAUUAGAAGAAGUUGGACCUUUACCGAUUGAUCUUAUGAGAAAGAUCAAAUUAGCCUUAGAUCCAUUAAGAAUAUUAAAUCCUGAUAAAGUAUUUAAAAUCGAUCCUAAUGAAAAACCUCAAUAUCAUGGUGCUUUAGUGUCUACCGUUAACCCAUGCUAG
This is a messenger RNA of Scheffersomyces coipomensis, 1758 nucleotides long. Its product is annotated as FAD-binding oxidoreductase. Gene Ontology annotation, cellular component: mitochondrion. Bases 1 to 1758 code for a protein of 585 amino acids. The transcript has a single exon. The record is from RefSeq and is a predicted model, not a curated record. Gene Ontology annotation, biological process: lactate catabolic process. Gene Ontology annotation, molecular function: D-lactate dehydrogenase (NAD+) activity; D-lactate dehydrogenase (cytochrome) activity; FAD binding. Lineage: Eukaryota; Fungi; Ascomycota; Pichiomycetes; Serinales; Debaryomycetaceae.